AUGGAGAAUAUCUGUACGCGUAACGUUUCACAGUCGAACCACUCGGGAGGUAAAUCUCUCGCACUGCUAUCCACAAAGCUGGCGAAGCUUAAACAAUCUAUAAGUGAUAGGCAAAAAUGCUAUGAAGAAGAAGAGUUUCAGUUUCAACAAAUAAAAGAAAAAUUAUGUCAAGAAAAAGAACACAUUACAAGACAGUUAGCUAUUGUUAAUCAAAGAUGCGCAGAAAUCACUGAUAGCAUCACGCACACGUUAAAAUCUUCAGACAUCGCCUUAUUGCAGGAGGAGUUGCAACGCCUCUCUAAUACAGAACUUGGUCUGCAGGUUUUAAAGCUUCGAGUAGAAGAAGAAAUCUGCUCCUUGAGGGAGCGCAUUGUACAACUAUUUCGUAGAAAUAACUCUACUGAUUGA
Molecule: messenger RNA, 408 nt
Organism: Trypanosoma theileri
Lineage: Eukaryota; Euglenozoa; Kinetoplastea; Trypanosomatida; Trypanosomatidae
Exons: 1
Coding region: 1-408 (135 amino acids)
Source: RefSeq, a predicted model, not a curated record